Molecule: messenger RNA, 399 nt
Organism: Phacochoerus africanus (Common warthog)
Lineage: Eukaryota; Metazoa; Chordata; Mammalia; Artiodactyla; Suidae
Product: protamine-like
Exons: 2
Coding region: 1-399 (132 amino acids)
Source: RefSeq, a predicted model, not a curated record
AUGGCGCCGGCGGGAGAGGCGGCGGCUGCGGCCGCGGCCGAGGGGCGGGGCCGGGGGCCCGGGGCCCGGAACGCUGGACGCGCGGGCGCAGGCUCCGCCCGAGCCCCGGACCGCCGGAAGAAGCGGCACCGGCGCGGGCGCACUUCCGGCGGCCCCGCCCGCGGCGCGUUGCGAGGUCGGCUCCUGGGGCCGAAGGGGAGGAGGCGCGGGCGGCGGAGCUCUCAGAGAGCUUUGCGCCGUCGCCGAGGGCGUCUGAGUGCCCCCGGCCGGCGGAGACGGGCUCGCCGCGCAGGGAGCCGGGCGCUGGGGAACGGAAACAGGCGAGCACCGUCCAGCGGGGCGGACGGGAGGCUCCGGGCCGAGCUACCCCGAGCCCUGCCUCGCAAACAGGCCGGCUGA